CGGGAAGCCGGCCCGUAAUCAGUUUUCUUGAACCCCAACACCCGUUGCUUGUCGUGUCUCCGGAGCAGAGGCAGGCUGCUCCAUCAUUCACUGCCUGCGGAUACGCCUCGUUUAAUGCAAGGAUGGGCCUCUACUAUCCCGCAGGAGGCGCGCUGGUCGCCCUCACCGUGGUUGGAGCUUACAUGCUCUUUAACGGCGAGGGAGAGGCUUUUAAUGUCGGUCAAUUCCUCGAAGCGGUAUCCCCAUACGCUUGGGCCAACAUUGGCAUCGGACUCUGUGUCGGGUUGUCGGUAGUGGGAGCGGCAUGGGGAAUAUUCAUCACUGGUUCCUCCAUCAUCGGCGGUGGCGUGAAAGCACCAAGAAUACGAACAAAGAACCUGAUUUCGAUUAUUUUCUGCGAAGUCGUCGCUAUUUAUGGUGUCAUCAUGUCCAUUGUAUUUUCUUCGAAGGUCUUCUACGUUCCUGGUGAAACACUAUAUUCAGGAGAUAACUACUACACGGGUUAUGCUCUGUUUUGGGGAGGGUUGACGGUCGGGAUGUGCAAUCUGAUCUGCGGCGUUGCAGUCGGCAUCAACGGAAGCAGUGCAGCCCUGGCAGACGCUUCUGACCCUAGCUUGUUCGUUAAAAUUCUGGUCAUUGAAAUCUUCAGUUCUAUACUCGGUCUUUUCGGCUUGAUCGUCGGACUCCUUAUACAAGGAAAGGCAAAGGAUUUCUCCUGAAAACAUGACUAUUUCUCGGAUAUUCCAGAACGGCAUCAAUGCAUUCACGGUGGCAUCUGCAAUCGUCCCGUUAAAGGCAUCUUCUUCUUCUUUUUCCCCCCAUCUUAAUUUGGAUGUAUGUACAAAUGGCCUGGGCGUCUAGGUUUGAUUUCAUCAUCUUCAUAGAGAGCUCUCGGUCUGUUAUGCGAGAAGUUUUAUAUUUCUACUUGGUCCAUUUGCGCUGUAUAUUAAAUGCGGACAGUAAACGGGGUCGAUUUUAGCUAGGAUGGUUUCUUUUACACUCAUAAUGGGAAGAUUAAUCGCGGUAUAAAGCCCAUCACUCCUCU
This is a messenger RNA of Coccidioides posadasii C735 delta SOWgp, 1045 nucleotides long. RefSeq names its product H(+)-transporting V0 sector ATPase subunit c'' (gene VMA16). Gene Ontology annotation, biological process: proton transmembrane transport. Lineage: Eukaryota; Fungi; Ascomycota; Eurotiomycetes; Onygenales; Onygenaceae. The record is from RefSeq and is a predicted model, not a curated record. Gene Ontology annotation, cellular component: proton-transporting V-type ATPase, V0 domain; membrane. Gene Ontology annotation, molecular function: proton-transporting ATPase activity, rotational mechanism.